Cornus florida is the source of this 2375-nucleotide messenger RNA. RefSeq names its product probable pectinesterase/pectinesterase inhibitor 61. Gene Ontology annotation, molecular function: pectinesterase inhibitor activity; pectinesterase activity. The transcript has 3 exons. The record is from RefSeq and is a predicted model, not a curated record. Lineage: Eukaryota; Viridiplantae; Streptophyta; Magnoliopsida; Cornales; Cornaceae. The coding region runs from base 361 to 2163 and encodes 600 amino acids. Gene Ontology annotation, biological process: cell wall modification.
UCCAUAGACAUGGAAGACAUGGAAUCGGUGGCUGAAGAAUAUAAGACCACCACAGAUCGUUUUCUACAUGCAUGUGCUCCAGUUAUCACUACUAGUGCUAAGUAGAGAACAGCUAAUGCUCUCGACAUCGACCUUACACCAACCUCUAUUAGUCCUCACACACAAACACACGCAAUAACACACACACACACACUCUCCCACUUCCAUCCACCGCCCAUAUAUAGAAACUCCUAAUUCUCCGUUCCUUCUCCCAUUAUAUCCCACCUUCUAUUCCUCUCUUUCUCUCUCUAAAUUCACAUUGUUUAUCUCUUCCGCAUUUUCUCCAUACUUUGGGGUUUUUCAUUUCUUUCUAUUAAAAAAAUGGAGUACGGUAGGCUCGGAUCAACCGUGCCUAACUCAUCAAAGUCCGAGCCAAUCCCGAGCCAGCAUAAAGAAGCCACGUCAAUGACACAAAAGGGAACAAGAAGUCGGAAGCAAAAGCUGCUUCUCGCUCUUGCUCUCACAUUUAUUGUUGCCUCCGCUGUCUCGGUGGCACUCAUUUUGGGACUCCGAACCAAAGCCUCGGACAAAACCGGAGGUAUGUAUCACCGAAAGCCCACCCAAUCCAUAUCCCGAACCUGCAGCAAAACUCGCUACCCGACUCUCUGUGUCAACUCGCUCCUCGACUUCCCGGGUGCACUCACCGCCAAUGACCAGGACCUCGUCCACAUUUCUGUUAACGUGACACUCCAACGUUUCGGGAAAGCACUGUACGUGUCAUCCGACAUCAGCAACAUCAACAUGGACACACAUGUAAGGUCCGCAUACGAGGACUGUCUCGAGCUGUUGCAGGACUCGGUGGACCAGCUCACACGGUCUCUGUCGCUGGUCGCGCCGUCACCGGAACUCAACGGUCCGUCUGCAGGGUCCACGCAGGACGUGAUGACGUGGCUGAGCGCGGCGCUGACGAACCAGGACACGUGUAGGGAGGGAUUCGAGGACGUGAAUGGGUACGUGAAGGAUCAGAUGGAGGAGAAGCUGAUGGACUUGUCCGAGUUGGCGAGUAAUUGCCUGGCAAUAUUUGCAGCGGCCAGUGACGGCGAUGAAUUCGGGGAUAUUCCGAUACAGAACAGGCGUCGGAGGUUGAUGGGGUCGCCGGAAUAUUCCGAGUUUCCAACCUGGUUGACUCGGAAGGAGAGAGCGUUGUUGGCAAUGCCCGUGUCGUCCAUUCAGGCCGAUAUAGUGGUGUCUAGUAGUGGCAACGGGACGUUCAAGACGAUCGCGGAGGCGAUUAAGAAGGCGCCGGAGAAUAGUGAUCGCCGAACGAUCAUUUAUGUGAAGGCAGGAAAGUACGAAGAGGAGAAUUUGAAGGUGGGGAGGAAGAAAAGAAAUUUGAUGUUUAUAGGAGAUGGGAAGGGCAGAACCGUCAUCACAGGUGGCAAAAGUGUAUUUAACCACGUGACGACAUUCCGCACUGCAUCUUUUGCGGCCACUGGAGCUGGUUUCAUUGCACGGGACAUAACGUUUGAGAACUCGGCUGGACCGAGCAAGCACCAAGCGGUGGCUCUCCGAGUAGGGGCCGACCACGCAGUGGUCUACCACUGCAGCAUCACCGGCUACCAAGACACACUCUACGUCCAUUCCCAGCGCCAAUUCUACCGCGAAUGUGACAUCUAUGGAACAGUAGACUUCAUAUUUGGCAAUGCAGCAGUGGUCUUUCAAAACUGCAACCUCUACGCUAGAAAACCAAUGGGUGGUCAGAAGAACACCAUCACUGCCCAAAACCGAAAAGACCCUAAUCAGAACACAGGCAUUUCAAUCCAUGCAUGCAAAAUCCAAGCCACACCGGAACUCGAGGCCUCCAAGGGCAGCUUCCCGACGUAUCUAGGCCGUCCGUGGAAGCUCUACUCGCGAACCGUGUACUUAUUAUCCAACAUGGGUGACCACAUUAGCCCUAGGGGAUGGUUGGAAUGGAACGGAAAGUUUGCACUUGAUACAUUGUACUAUGGUGAGUACAUGAACUCCGGUCCGGGUGCAGCCGUAGGGCAACGUGUCAACUGGAAGGGGUAUCGGGUGAUCACGUCGUCGGUGGAGGCGAGCAAGUUCUCGGUUGGUCAAUUUAUUUCUGGAUCUUCAUGGUUGCCGGCCACCGGGGUGGCAUUCUUAGCUGGGCUAUCAAAUUAAAUCCACUGUGAUAGGAUUAAUAAUUAAUUAUACAUAAAGCAUGGAGCAAUUAUGUUUCGGUUGUACAAUAUAGUAUGGGAAUAUGUUACUCUUAUGUGAAACUACCAUUUCACGAUCGGUCCAUAAUAGUAUUAAAUUUUUUAAAUUGAUGUAUCUGAAUUUUAUGUCGAAGAGAUUGGCACGAAUAAUGAGGUGUAAUUUUUAUAUUUGAA